AUGAGGAAACACUGGGCUGGCCCGCCGAUCAACAAGAAGCCACGCUUCGUCGUCCAGAUCCUUCCACCACCACCACGCACAACCACGGUGGGCGUGGCAGACCUCACGCUCGCGCUGCCGGUCAAAGCGGACGAGGCGUUGCCUGCACCUAGGCCGGCCGUGGCGGGCAGAGUGCGUCUCUUUGGCAUUGACAUCGGACCAGGGGUGCAGACGCCGGCGGCGCAACAAGGCUCGUCGUCUGCGACAGUCAUCGGCGUCCACCAGUAG
Molecule: messenger RNA, 267 nt
Organism: Miscanthus lutarioriparius
Lineage: Eukaryota; Viridiplantae; Streptophyta; Magnoliopsida; Poales; Poaceae
Source: the annotation of a GenBank genome assembly